GUUCCUUCUGUGAGUUGCCCCGUCCACAAACGUCGUGUGGGAACUUGCUCAGUAAAACGCAAAUUAAUGCCCAAUGCAAGCAGACCAAGAGCAACGAACCAAGCCUUCCGGGCAAGAGGACGGCGAAACAGUGCACUUGGAACAUAGAAGAGAGCUUAGGAAGGCGAACCUGGAAGCUUAUGUUCAGCGUCCAGACCUUUCAACGAAGCCAAACCUUGAUGGCUCCAUCAAGAAGAAUACUUCCUUUGUUCGCAAACUGAAGACGCUCACCCACGAUCAAGUCGCCUCUCUAUCCAAGGAGCUUGUUUCUUUGAAACUAGAAAAAUAUGUGUCAGAGAUAGUGGCGGCCAUAUCGGAAGCAAAGUUCAAAACAUCUAGCGACAUAUGGGCAGCAGUGGAGAUAUGCUCGCUUCUUCAUCAACGAUUUGCGAAUUUCGGAGGGGAGCUUGUGCAGGCACUGUGUAAGCAGCUUGGUCCCCCGCCAUUGACUCAUGGCAUGAGUCCGGAGCAAAAGGAGAAGGAAGAAGUGGCCAGGAUCGGGAGGCAGAAAAGUAGCUUGAGAUUGUUGGCGGAUCUGUAUACCGUGGGCAUCAUCAGAGAUGGCAAAGGCUGCCCAUUCCCGCAAGUCCUGAAAGACAUGUUUCUUGCGGACAAAGAUCAGCAUGUCAAUUUGCCGAUCGCGGUUGUCUUCGCAAAGUACCAUGGCCAAAACAUUCUCGGUACAGAAGGCUCCCCAACCGGGCUCGAUGCAGUAUCUGAUGCUAACGGCACUGAAGAAGUGAAAGACAUUGCCGUGACCUGCCAGGAACCUUUAGUUCCGGCUGAAGUCCAAUCAGCAUGCCGAGAGGUCUUCAUCGAGUACUACAACAGUCUUGUUAGGCAUCUCGUACAUGAACAUAAGCGCGUCCGUAACAUCGAGAAAUCGAAUCACGAGCAUUACAUUGCGAGAGGCGAGAUUAACGAAGACCGACAGGAACGCUAUCAGAAGAACCUUCGCGCAUACGAGAAACUCCUCGGCGGGACAAAGGUUCUCUCAGAGACAUUGGGGCAGGCCAUGCCACCACUUCCGGAGGAUGAAAGCAUCACGCGAAUGGGCAUCGGCAUUACGGACAGCACAGGGGAAAAAGACGACCAGGAUACACUGAGCGGGCCCUGGGAAGAUGACGACUCGAAAGCAUUCUACGAGAACCUGAUUGAUCUGCGGAACCAUGUUCCCGCCAUAUUUUUGGGAGAAAAAAAGCCGGCGAUUCGGAGUGAGCCUUCUCUGAAUGAAGAAGCCCAAGACACAGCAGAUCCUAUCGGAAGCCCGGAUGAUGCACAUCAAAGCCAGGCAGACGAUGGUCAGACAGCGGAUAUCAGUUCCGAGGAUGAGGACGGCAAAGCCACAUCUCCGAUUUCGCCAGAGGAGGACGACGACGCGAAAGUAGAUGAAGAAGAAGCAGACCUUGAUGGCGACGAUGAGACGAAAGAAAAGGAUGCCAAACCUGUGUCCGGUGCUAGCAACGCAGCUUUGGAAUCUGUCAUCAAUCGUCUACCGACAGCUCUGAAUCGGGACACGAUCGAUCAGAUUGCUAUCGAUUUUGCAUUCCUCAACUCCAAGGGUGCCAGGAAGAAGCUGACCAGGGUCCUGUUGACCGUUCCGCGGCAACGCAUGGAGCUUUUACCGUACUAUUCUAGACUCAUCGCCACAGUGUCAGCGUACAUUCCGGAGAUUGGCGCUGCAGUCGUUGAGCAGUUGGAAAAAACGUUCCAUGGCCAACAGAAAAGAAAGGAGCAAGUCUUCAUCGAAGAGAAGACUAAAAUCAUUCGAUAUCUCGCCGAGUUGACCAAGUUUCGGGUCACACCACAGCAUGUCAUCUUCCACUGCAUCAAAGUGCUGCUGGACAACUUCAAACACCACAACAUCGAGCUCCUCUGUGUUCUAUUAGAGUCAUGUGGACGCUUUCUCUUCAAGUCACCGGAGACACACCUUCGAACGUCGAACUACUUGGACAUCUUGAUGCGCAAGAAAAACGUGGAGCAUGUUGAUAGUCGACAAACCUUCAUGAUCGAGAACGCUUAUUAUCAGUGCAAUCCUCCCGACAAGCCGGCAACAGAGGCCAAAGCUCGUCCACCGAUGGAGCUCUAUGUUCGCAAGCUGAUCUAUUCGGAUAUGUCGAAGAAAACCGUCGACAAAGUGCUGAAGCAAUUGCGAAAACUGAAUUGGGCUGAUCCGAUCAUCUCGAAGAUGCUCACCAACAUCUUCUGCAAGAUCUGGAAAGUCAAGUACUCGCAAUUGCAUAUGAUGGCAUACAUGGCGUCAGAGCUCUCACGAUACUAUCCGGAUUUCGGUGUGAGCAUCGUGGAUAGUACCUUGGAGGAAAUCCGGGUGGGACUGGAGCAAAACAUCUUCAAGCAUAAUCAGCGGCGCAUAUCAAUUGCGAAAUACUUGGGCGAGUUAUACAACUACCGAAUGAUCGACAGCGCUUUGGUCUUCCAGACCCUGUUCCACAUAGUGUCGUAUGGCCAUGAGAAUAACAUGCCACAGUACGGCGUAGGUAACGUUCUGGAUGCACCGCAUGAUUUCUUCCGGGUGCGCUUAAGUUGCAUCAUUCUGGAUGCCUGUGGUCAAUGCUUCGAUCGCGGAAUGUCUGCAAAGCGGUUGGAUUUAUUCUUGGUGUACUUGCAGAUGUACAUCCACACCAAGCUGGCGCUGCCGAUGGACAUCGAGUUCGUCAUUUCCGAGACAUAUGAACUCCUACGCCCAAAAAUGAGAAUCCCGCAGACAUACGAAGAAGCGGUUGCCGAAUACAGCAAAUUGGCGACAGAGCAAAUGCAAGCCAUAAAUAAUGGUGCGAACGGGGGUGCUGCGGGUGAUGAAUCCGACGACGACGAUGAAGAUGACGGCGGGAAGGAACAAGGGUCAACGCGUCGAGGCGGUCGGGACAGUGACGAAGAGCAGGAAGACGUUGAUAAGGCCGUGGAUGAUGUCGUUAUUGAAGAAAUUGGAGAAACUGAGGAGGAGGAGGCUUUCGGGAAUGAACAGAAUCUGGUAGAUCAGGAGUUUGAGCAGGAGUUUGAGCGCGAAUUCAGCAGAAUGAUGCAGGAAAGCAUGGAAACACGACGGCGCGAUGGCAAAUCGGCGUUCGAUGCGCCUGUGCCUGUGCGCAUGAAGACCGCGGCGAAUGCUUCUGAGAGCAAUGAGGCCAUUGGGGGAGAUCAAGUGGCUUUCACUCUUCUGACUAGGCGUGGGAAUAAACAACAGGCGAAGACAAUGGCACUGCCCGCGGACAGCUCGUUUGUGAUCAGCACCCGUAACAAACAAGAAGCGGAGCAAGAAGAAAAGCAACACUUGAAGCGCCUGGUUCUGAACUACGAGGAACGCGAGCGUGAAGCUGCUCGUAAAGCGCGUCCCCCGCAGCUGCGAUGUUGGAAGAAAGCGCCGUGUGGAACGGGUCAAGGCCAACAGUCAUCCUUAGUACCAGCUCGCACACCGGAGGCAUAUACGGUCGGGGCGGUGUCAGAGGCCGCGGCUACCAAGCCGCUCGUGCAACCCGACCAGCUCGAACAACCGGCCCAGCUCGAACAAUUGGCCCAGCUCGAACAACAGGACCAACUCGAACAACAGGGGAUGGUCGUGGACGGGGCCCAGACGCCGGCGCGUCCGGAACAAGCAGCAGAUUUGCCAAAUGACCAGAUGUGA
This is a messenger RNA of Fimicolochytrium jonesii, 3682 nucleotides long. Its product is annotated as armadillo-type protein. Gene Ontology annotation, cellular component: exon-exon junction complex; cytoplasm. Bases 74 to 3682 code for a protein of 1202 amino acids. Gene Ontology annotation, biological process: nuclear-transcribed mRNA catabolic process, nonsense-mediated decay. Gene Ontology annotation, molecular function: protein binding; RNA binding. NCBI's taxonomy places the organism in Eukaryota, Fungi, Chytridiomycota, Chytridiomycetes, Spizellomycetales, Powellomycetaceae. The record is from RefSeq and is a predicted model, not a curated record. The transcript is spliced from 10 exons.